UCGACUUCGAAUCGCGCCACUCGUACACCUUCCGCGUGGAAGCCACCAACACGCUCAUUGACCCCCAGUACAUCCGCAAAGGCCCCUUCAAGGACAUGGCCACCGUCCGCAUCACGGUGGAGGACGCCGACGAGCCCCCGGCCUUCUCCCGCUCCGACUACCACCUCGCCGUCUACGAGAACAGCCCCCCGGGGACCCUGCUGGGCAAGGUGACAGCCGUGGACCUCGACUCCCCCAGCAGCGCCAUCCGAUACUCCAUCCUGCCGCACACGGACCCCGAGCGCUAUUUCAGCAUCAACCCUCAGGACGGGACCAUCCUGACCUCUGUGCCUCUCGACCGGGAGCUCUUGCCCUGGCACAACAUGACCGUGGUGGCAACGGAACUUGACAGCCCCACACAGGCCUCCCACGUCCAAGUGGCCAUCCAGAUUCUGGAUGUCAACGACAACCCGCCCCAGCUGGAGCACAGCUAUGAGCCGUUUGUCUGUGACAAUGCAGCCCCCGGCCACUUGGUGCAGCUGAUCCGAGCGGUGGAUCGAGACGAGGAUGGGAACGUGAGCCGCAUCAUAAUCCGCUCCCCGCUUGGGGCCAGGGACCCGAACGUCACUGUGCGAGACAACAAGGAUAACUCUGCCUCCUUGCUACUUCGUGCCGCCCGCCUGCCCACCCAAGGCGGGUCCCUGCUGGUGCCGCUGGAACUGGUGGACGGGGGCUCCCCCACCCGCACAGGCUCCCCCACCCUGACCGUCAGCAUCUGCCGGUGUCGGCGCGAUGGGGCCAUGCACUCCUGCGGGGCCGAGGCCCUGGGCUCCCCGGCAGGCCUCAGCACGGGUGCCCUUCUUGCCAUCCUCGCCUGCGUGGGCACUCUGCUUGCCCUGGUGCUGCUGUUUGUCGCCCUCCGGAGGGCAAAGCAGGCGGCGCUGCUGCCUUUCGAAGAAGAGGACGUCCGCGAGAACAUCAUCACCUACGACGACGAGGGCGGGGGCGAAGAGGACACGGAAGCCUUUGACAUGGCCGCCCUGCAGAACCCCGACGCUGCCCCUCCACCGCCUCAGCAGCGCCGCCUCUUCCGGCGGGACGUGCUCCCCCGCCUGCACUUCCCGCCCUCCUUGCCGACCCGCCUGCCCCCGCAGCCCCACGACGUGGCCAGCUUCCUGGCGGCCCGCCUGAGCGAAGUGGACGCCGACCCCUCCGUCCCCCCCUACGACUCCAUCCAGGUGUACGGCUAUGAGGGACAGGGCUCCUCGGCCGGCUCCCUCAGCUCCCCGGGGUCCUCUUGCGCUGGCGACAGCGACGCCGGAGGGUACGAGUACCUGGAAGAAUGGGGGCCACUCUUCCGAACACUGGCUGAGCUCUACGGCACCCCCAGAAGGGCCACCUCCAACCUGAGGGAUUUUGAACCGGGAAGGGGUCACAUCCACAGAACAGCGCGGCCCUCCAGUCCUCUCUGUCCCUGUCGUGUUGCUUGUUGCUUUCUCCCUUUUGGUUUGCUCUCGGUUUCAGCUUGUCUUCUAGACAUCUCCUGUCCUUGUUUGCGUCGCCUCCCUGUAGGCCGGGGCGGCUGGUCUGUGGCCUUCCAGAUAUUUCUGAGUCACAUCAGUCCCACCCGGCAUGGCCGGCAGUCAGGGAUGAUGGGGGGAGCUGUGAUUGUGCAACAUCUGCAGGGCCACAGGCUAGCCACCCCAAUUAUUCUUUCAGUGCGUCUUUCAUUCUCUCGCGGUUUUCCCGCUCCCCCAAAUCUUUCAUGUUUAAAUUACUUUGAUUUUAUUUCGGAUUCUUCUCUUCCCUUCUUCAGCUACUUUGCACUUCCAGCGUCUGCCAUUCCUUACUCUGUUCCUUUAGACGUCCUCGAUUCCCUUUCCAUUUUGCUACUUUGUCAUUUGUUCAGCCUUUAAACAAAAAUGUUAUGGGUUGGUUUGGGUUGGGUUUUGUUUUGGUCCCCUCUGUAAUUC
Molecule: messenger RNA, 1952 nt
Organism: Podarcis muralis (Common wall lizard)
Lineage: Eukaryota; Metazoa; Chordata; Lepidosauria; Squamata; Lacertidae
Source: RefSeq, a predicted model, not a curated record